AUGGAACUUUUAAAAUUAAAUGAUGAAAAUUCUUUUGAUCCAACACCGAAAUUAAAAUCUAGUCCCGUACCGAUUUUUUUUGUUUCAUUUAAUUGUGAUGAUAAAAAUUGUUUUCAUUGUGGAGAAGAGUAUACGGAAAUGACUAUUUACAGAUAUUGCAAAAAAUGUUUAUCGUAUUAUUUAACCAAUAUAACCGAUACUAAUAAUAUAUACUUGGACGUACAUUUAUUCACAAAGGAACUGGAGUGUAAUAAACAUGAAAUAAGUAUAACAAAAGUACCACAAAAUAUCCAAGAAUGCUGUAGAAAUUGUUUGACAAUAUUAUGCUUUAAACAAAUAUCUGAUUAUCGAUUUAACCGGGAUGCGGAUAGUGAAUCACACAUUUCAUAUAAAAAUUUAAUUGAAAGUGAAAAAUAUUGUAAUCUAUGUGGAAAAUUAUUAUAUUAUGGAACAGAUAAAAAGAAGAUAAUAUUGUGUUCAAGUUGUUAUCUAAUAUCUUCCGGAUGUAUCGAAUCAACCUUUACUAAAAAGUUUAUUUCAAUUAUUUAUUUGCCAUGGUGGGAUAAUGUGUCUCAGUGUUAUUUUUGUGAUGAGGAAUUAGUAUUUACAUCAAAAUGUCAAAAGUAUUGUAUGUAUUGUAUUAUAUUUUUUAUUGGGUGUAGAUACUGUUUAACAACAAACAUAAUUUUUGGAUAUACAAAUCAAUCGCAAUGUAAAAAGUGCAAAAGAAUAUCAACUAUUACUAUUGAUAUUAGAAAGAUUAUUAGUAUUAACAGUGGGAAUAGUGUUUUAGAUGAAUUUCUUGUUAGUACAAGAUCAUAUCAAUCAACAAUAGCUAAAUUUGUUGAUAAUGUAAAAAAUAUUGGUAGAUGGUUCUCGCCAGAUAUAACUGCUUUUUUAUAUCAUGAUAUUGAAACAUAUAAAAUUAUGAAUUAUAUACCAUAUUCUCAAUUUACAAAUGUAAAAGAAUUAGCGGAAGGAGGAUUUAGUAUUGUGUAUCAAGCAACUUGGUUAGAUGGUCCAAAAAAUAGUGAUAAAAUUGCUAUUUUAAAAAGAUUUAAAAAUUCUCGGGACGUUAGCAGAUAUUUUUUAGAUGAGUUAAAGUCGAAUUAUCAUUGUUAUUAUCGUUAUUUGAUUAAAACUUAUGGUUUUACAAAAGAUCCUCAAUCAGAUAUUUAUAUAUUAGUUAUGCAAUAUGCUCCAGAAGGAGAUUUGCAUAAGUAUUUGCAAAAGAACUUUAGAGAAAUUAAAUGGAUAAAUAAAUUAUAUUUCCUAGAAUAUAUUAUAAUUGGACUUACUGAUAUUCAUAGUAAAAAUUUCAUACAUCGAGAUUUCCACAGUGGGAAUGUGUUGGUAAAUUCGUCUGACGAUUGUUUUGUCGGGGAUCUAGGAUUAUCACGACCUGCAAAUGAUAACUCAUCGGAUAAUGAAAUAUAUGGAGUGAUACCUUAUAUUGCACCAGAAAUAUUUAAGGGGUCUGCAUUUUCCAAAGAAACUGAUAUUUAUAGCCUGGGUAUGAUUAUGUGGGAACUGACAACAGGCUGUAAGCCUUUUGCUAAUUUUGAACAUGAUCAUAGUCUUAUUUAUAAAAUUAUUGAUGGUGUACGACCUGAAAUUACAAAAGAUACACCAGAAUCCUAUGCUGAUUUAAUGAAAAGUUGUUGGGAUCCUGAUCCCAAAAAAAGACCUUCUAUAAAAGAAAUUUAUAAUAUUAGUGAUAAAUGGCUUCAAUCCAAAAGUAAAUCCGAUCAAUCAUUCGAAAAUCAAUUUGAUCAAGCUGAAUUAAUAAGGAAAAAGUUAAUAGAUUCAAAGAAGCUUGGACCCGAGUUCAGUGAAAAGUCUCAUCCAAAAGCUAUUUAUACAAGUAGAUCAUUAAACUCUUACAUUUCCAAAUGUUCAUCUAUAUUUUCUAAAUGUUCAUCAAUAAAUUUUACAUCAAAUGAUUACAUUUCAGAAGAAUUAAAAUUAGACAUAGAUAUUGAAAGUAGUGGGCUCAAUUCACUUGGAAUUAAGAGGAACAUUGAAGAAUUAAAUAUUAAUUCUUGUGAAAAUAAUGGAAAACGCAUUAAAAAUUAGUUUUAUGAACUCCUCUCAAAUCUCAAAAAAAAAUAAUAAUGAAGAACUAUUUAUAAGGCGCAGGUAAAAUAAUAACUUGAAACGAUUGAUAAACCGAAGUUUU
Messenger RNA from Rhizophagus irregularis DAOM 181602=DAOM 197198, 2179 nucleotides. NCBI's taxonomy places the organism in Eukaryota, Fungi, Glomeromycota, Glomeromycetes, Glomerales, Glomeraceae. The record is from RefSeq and is a predicted model, not a curated record.